AUGGGAGGAAAACCUUCUAAGGGUGGCGAUUCGGAGGCCGGGGCCAGUCCUCUGCGGGGGGUGUGGAGACGGGCCCAGUCCUCACUCCUCCUCCGCUCCUCCACUUCCGAUCACACAGAAACCUCCCCUGCUCCUGCUCCAUACCAACGCCGUGUCAGUAUGGUCAAAGAUGUGCUGAGGAUGGCAAGGGAAGGCAAACAGGAAGAAGCAAUGGAGUUACUGAAGACACUGCGACAGGACCUUGGCAUGGAGUCGACUUCACUGGAUGACGUGCUAUACCGUUAUGCUAGUUUCCGUAAUAUGGUGGAUCCCAUCACCCACGACCUUCUCAUCAGCUUAGCACGCUACAUCCACUGUCUCAGAACGGAGGGAGAUGCAUUGAAUUCCAUGGAAAAAGUCUGUCGCCAGCUGACAUACCAUCUGAGUCCUCACCCCCGGUGGAAGAGGCAUGGUCUGCUGAAGGACAAGACCCAGGUCAGUCUGAAAGCUGUGCUGUCGGUCACACCGGUGGGCGGGAUGGUUGAUUUGUCUGGAAUUCCUCUCUCAUCGCGGGACAUGGAACGCCUGGUGUCCCACCUCAGUCGGAACGCUGCCAAGGUUCAGAACCUAGAACUUGGUUUCACCGAGCUGACGGACGAGUCCCUUCUCCUGCUGCUGCCCACCCUGGCGUCUCUGCCCCGCCUGGAGAGCCUGGCGCUCAACGGGAACCACCUGACCCGUGCCAUCCUGCGCCAACUCACCGACACCCUCAAAGACCCCGCCAGCUUCCCUGCCCUGGCAUGGAUCGACCUGGGCAACAACGUGGACAUCUUCUCCUUGCCCCAGCCCUUUCUGCUGAGCCUACGCAAACGCUGCCCCAAGCAGGGCAACCUCCCCACCAUCCAGGAGCAAGGGGAGGCUCAGGCCAGUGAGUCCGAGAGCAGAGCACCAGGGCUGGGGAGCAGGACUGGAACCUCAGGGGCGUCGGAUAAACCUGCCGCCAGCGGAGGUGCUUGUUUAGAGGAGGUCAGUGAGGAGACGCAGGAUGGCUCGGGGGGAUGA
Molecule: messenger RNA, 1041 nt
Organism: Chanos chanos (milkfish)
Lineage: Eukaryota; Metazoa; Chordata; Actinopteri; Gonorynchiformes; Chanidae
Product: leucine-rich repeat-containing protein 75A-like
Exons: 4
Coding region: 1-1041 (346 amino acids)
Source: RefSeq, a predicted model, not a curated record